AUGCCAGAACACCGCUGUAAAUACCGCUUUAACACACUUCUGAACUGGAAAGUUGGACAAAUGCUAAAGAACGGGUGUCUCUUCAAAAUUCUUCACGCCGAUCCGAGCACAUGUCAACACUUCAGUGGCUCUCUUGACACAGAUAUAUCUCCAUUUAUGAUCUACUCCUUAAAUAAACAAAAGAGAUGGGAAGUUGGUCGGAUGAUUGAUCAGAAAUUUAUGGAAGUUUUACAAGAGUUAAAUCAAAACUUGGAUUUAAUGUUCUUCCAAAGAAUCUCAGUUCAUCCGUGGAUUGAUAAUUGGAAAUGGUUCCCACCACACUAUUACACUGCUAUGGCAAGCUCAAAGAUCAGAGAACAGUUUGAAAUUUCAAAAGAUGGAGAGUAUAACAAAGAAAUGUUUGGAGGAGCUGGCAGAUAUUACGGCACCGCCAAGAAAAAAGUGAAAUGGGUUCCCACGACAAUGGAAAUUGUCACCUAUCAUGUUGUUCAAGAACCAAGAAAUUGGAGGAAAGUAUACACAAAGGACUUUAAGAAAUACCCAUGGGAUCGACAUAACGACACUCAUCUUCGAAAAAGUCAACUCGACCCGAAAAGUGUGAAAUAUUCCAUUAGAAAUCCCAUUGGAAACUCCUCAAAAAUUCUACAAUUUUAUGGAUCAUCUUGUGGAGAAGCCGAGGAGAAAUCCGAAGAAAUUUGA
Caenorhabditis remanei is the source of this 699-nucleotide messenger RNA. RefSeq lists its product as uncharacterized. Lineage: Eukaryota; Metazoa; Nematoda; Chromadorea; Rhabditida; Rhabditidae. The transcript has 6 exons. Bases 1 to 699 code for a protein of 232 amino acids. The record is from RefSeq and is a predicted model, not a curated record.